UGCACAGAUGCUGGCACAGGAAAGGGCACUGACCUACGAUCAGGUUUCUACAAUGUGAUUUACGAUACAGUGGAAAUUGAACCUUAUUUUUAUAGAGUAGAUCGAAACCAAAGUGAAAAACUGCUUCAAGGAAACCGGCCGGGAAGUUGUCUGGUGAAAUCUUCCAAAUUUAAGCACACCAAAAUUCGCUAUAUCCUUACCAUCCACGCCGCCCGCAGCUACUUUCACUUGUACAUCCGCCGAACCGGUUUCAACGGAAUGUACGCCCUGGGUCUGCCGAAGCAGAAGGAGCGCCGCUUCAAGUUUCCCGCCGAUAUUGUCCAAUAUUAUUGCACACAUCUGUUGGAAUGUGCCAACGAGACAGCAACGGUUAAACUUAAUUUACUACCGUUCGUCAAGAGUGCAGUGCCGCCAUUUGGAUUACACAAGUAGGGCGAAGCAACUUUAAAAACCAAUCGGAAACUUUAAUUUUAUUACAUAAAAUUGACUAUAUACACAGUUUUAUCUCUUCUUUUAAGCCUUUCGGGACAAAAAAUAAAACGAUAAUA
Sabethes cyaneus is the source of this 548-nucleotide messenger RNA. RefSeq lists its product as uncharacterized. The annotation marks the transcript as partial. Gene Ontology annotation, biological process: intracellular signal transduction; cell surface receptor protein tyrosine kinase signaling pathway. The transcript has 2 exons. NCBI's taxonomy places the organism in Eukaryota, Metazoa, Arthropoda, Insecta, Diptera, Culicidae. The record is from RefSeq and is a predicted model, not a curated record.